Ilyonectria robusta is the source of this 5298-nucleotide messenger RNA. RefSeq lists its product as uncharacterized. The record is from RefSeq and is a predicted model, not a curated record. Lineage: Eukaryota; Fungi; Ascomycota; Sordariomycetes; Hypocreales; Nectriaceae. The coding region runs from base 1 to 5298 and encodes 1765 amino acids. Gene Ontology annotation, molecular function: DNA-binding transcription factor activity, RNA polymerase II-specific; zinc ion binding; DNA binding. Gene Ontology annotation, biological process: regulation of DNA-templated transcription; DNA-templated transcription. The transcript has 13 exons.
AUGGGAGGGAAGAAACAUGUCACAAGCGCUUGUCUGAAUUGUAGACGGCGUAAGAUCAAGUGCGAUGGAAAGGAGACAUGCUCCAACUGCAUCGUGUCGAAACAUACUUGCACCUACAAUGCCGAGGCUGAUUUGCGAAAGGCUUCCGCGAAGAAGGCCGCUUCAAAGCUACGAGCGCAGCUUGCCCUGCUACAAGAGACCCUACGAGAACAUAAUAUCCAACUACCUUCCGAUCCUCCAGCUGCCUCGGGGAAGAGCCCGGUAGCCCACAAUCCGACAUCUCCCGAGUUGGAACAAGAAGUGGACAGUGGCAUGUCAGAAGGCUCGAGCACCUUUGCCGAUAUCGACCAACCUGACCAAAAUGUGGUGGAGGCGCGACCCGAUACUGCAAUGUCCGAAAGGAUCUUGCCCAGUCAUGAGCAAUCGACUAUUCCAACGAGGCUCACACCUGGAUUAGAACUCCCUGAUAUGGACUCGUCCACGAUCUGCGGGUUGCAUCACCACACUUUUGACACUGCUAUUCUCAGCCUCGACAUGGACCAAUCCUUCCACGAGUUUAUGCUACCACCCAUACCUAGAUUCCAAAGCCCGCGCUUUUCAGAGCCUUCGCCCAACUUUGAGAGCGAGAUUGACGACUCGGAGGCCGAGAGCGACAUCACAAAGUUCCUAGCAGCUCGUGUGGGCUCCCUUCGAAUAGCCGAGGACGGACAACUUCGCUACUACGGGCCGACGUCCAAUUUACAUGCCCACCAAAGCGAUUUCCGAUCUCUGUCACAGUCAACAAUUCGUCAUGUUGCCACGGAGGGCUGCGAGGUUCUAAAGCGACUAGGUCUUGACUAUGACGUGCCACCCUCGCUCGAAGAGCAACUCGCUCGACUCUACUUCGCCUGGGAAGAUCCGGCAAUACAUGUUAUCGACGAGGAUACAUUUUUCAUGGAGAAGCGCCAGUGGACCGCCGGACAGAGGGACAGUCCAUACUACUCAGAAACGUUGAACAACGCGAUUUGCGCCAUCGGGGCGAUUCUGAGCGCUGGUGAACAACUUAAUGUGCCAGAACCUGCUCCCGAGUUCUUUUCGGCACGAGCCAAGACCCUUCUUGACAUUGAAAUGGACAGUCCAACCGUGGCCACGGUCCAGGCUCUUGUGGUAAUGAGUGCCUUGGAGGCUUCAUUCACCCGUGAUGCCCGUGGUUGGCUCUACAGUGACAAAAUGCUGACGUAUAUUAGUAUGUGGAGCCUUUACGUUGGUCGGCCUUGGAGCUUCGGCGUUCCAAACAUAACCACGCCGCGUCCAAUGAGCCAUCUAGAUGGGUUGAAGAGUAAGAUGUGGAGGCCGUACCCCAAAGCUGCGGGGCAAUCAAUAAUACCAGAGGAUGGCAUCUUUUUCCCUCUUGAAGCUUGCACCGAUGCGAACAUUACUCUAUGCGAGUUUAUGCGACGGAUCAACUUGAAUCUCUACUCGGGGCAUGUGAUGAGUAUCGACCGCCUUGUACAGUUUCUGAAACUCACCAAAGACGAACUCAUGUCAUGGCACAAAACCAUUCCGACUUCAUUGCAAGUGGACCCGUCGAGAGCAGACAUAAUUUAUGUUCCGGCGGUUUUACAACUCCAUCAGCUGGUUUGCUACAAUGAGAUAUUCAGCUCAACAGAGGAUCAAGCCCACAUUCUCGAGGCUGACAGUGGGUGUAUCUCAGCAGCGCACGGAAUUACCGAGCUCUUGCGCUGUUAUCAGAGACAGCACUCUCUUCGACGGUCGAACAUACAGAUCGUGCACAUCAUCUUUACAGCAUCGUUGGUUUUCAUCUACGAUGUUUGUUCACGAAGCUAUUCCGAGUCACGUACCUCCCUCAGCGAUUUGCAGUUCUGCUGUCACACCCUCGGCGAGAUUGGUCAAUCGUACGGCAAUGCAACGAGAGCGUUGGAGGUUAUCAUCCUGGUGAAAAGCGAAUGGCAGCGGCUGGCUGCGGUAAGAUCCAGCUAUAAACUGGGCAAGAAACGGCCCAGCUUCAGUGGCGGUCAUUACGACUUGAAUGAAAGUGACAAUCGACAGAAGCGGCGGGGGGUAUUCCCAUCGCUGUCCGUUAUGGAUUUACCGGAAACGCCAGGGUUCGUGAUGGAUUCCUCACUGAGACACUUUCAAAUGCUAGGCGAAAAUGCGAUUCAAAGUACCCUCAAUGCAGCCAGUCUAGGAGGAGAGAAUGACGUUAACUCAAGACCACUCCUAAUUCCGUGGCAUACCAAUCCCGCCAUGACGGGAAGCUUUCCCGCUACGCACCCUUGCCCCAUGUCCAAAUUCAAAGAUAGGCCAUUGAAUCCUGUUACAAAGGAAGCUUUAUUACCGUCGUGUGGCUACGCGAGCCUGAGUGAAGUGUCGACGAGUUCUGUCACGAAUGAAAACGCGUACGGCGACCAACAGCAUAUUUUAUGCCAGCUUCCAAAAUGCAUUCCAGACUUGGCACAACCGGAUUUGAGCCAGAACAACACCGCCCAGGAUGUAUCGAGCUUCCUACGCGAACCCGACCUCGAUUUCCGAGACCUUUCUUGGGACAAUGGAUUCCUUGAUGACGUUCACCUGUUACAUGCGCCUGGCCAAGACUUGGGUCCACUGGGGCCAACGCAGACCGAGGACUGCGUGAACCAAGGCUCCAAAACACCCGAGACAUCGAAAUCAACAACAUCUCCUGGAGCCGAAACACUUUUCUCUUCGUUCUCCUUCAUUGCCCACCUGGAUUUAGAAGUGAAGAAUAUCAAGGGCAGUGACCUCAAUUCGCUCGAGUCGCAAGGUUGUCUAUCGGUUCCGAUAAAGCCAAUUCUCGACGAACUACUUCAACACUACUUCUUGCAUAUUCAUCCAAUGCUUCCGCUUCUGGACGAAGGCGAAUUUUGGGAAAGCUACGACGGAGAAUCUGUGGAAAGUAAUUUGGAUGGAAAGCCUCAAUUUUCUUUGCUUCUACUUCGAGCAAUGCUCUUCGCCUCCUGCACUUUCUUAUCCCAAGAGAGUAUCAGCUCGUUGGGCUUCACGAGUAUUCGAGAAGUAAAAAAAUCAUUUUACGGGAAGGCAAAGCUUUUGUAUGAUCUUGGAAUCGAAUCGGACCCCUUGUCUAUAGCCCAAGCUGCUUUGCUUCUGACAUAUUGGUGCCCAGCUUCAAGCCGUGGUCCAAAGAGCCCCAACAGCGUAUGGCUCAGCAUCGCCAUCAAACACGCCCAAGCCAUCGACGCCGAUCAAUACGCAACCAUGGCUCAAGACUUGGGCACCUUGUCACCUCAAGAUGAGCAGAGGCAGAACCAACUGAAGCGCAUUUGGUGGUGCUGUAUCAUUCGUGAUCGCAUCAUGCCUCUUUGUGUGCGAAGGAAUACCCAAAUUACGCAAAGCCACUUCGAUUUCAGGUCCAACCCCGCCCUUGGCUAUGAGGAUCUUUCACGGGAGAUUGGGAGGUCAAGGGUCUACACUGCCGAAACUAAGCGCUCGCUUGUGAUCAUAUUGGCUCGGAUGACUGAGCUGUGUGUCUGUCUCACGGAUAUACUGGAUCUGGUGUACCCUAUCAGGGAUCUGCCCCUUUCUGAUGACAAUUUAUCAUUGCAGAAGCUGGCGAGAACUCAAGAGCAGAAGGCCAACCUGAAAAAAUGGUUCACUGCAACCAUGAAAACGCUGGACAGCUUCACAGACGUCGAUUCUGCGUCUCAUCCUGAGACGAGUUCUCACAAAGAUGCAGUUGUUCUCCAUACAAAUCUUGUCUGGAUGUAUUAUCAUUCUGCCAGAAUAGCACUAUGCAACUACGAAUUUCACUUUGCCGUUCUAUCCAACACCACCAAGCUUCAUAGCCCUUGGGAACACAUCAUGUCUGUUGAAAGGACACGCGAUGAACUACUAGACGCAUCAAAGAGCAUCACUAGUUGCCUCAAACAACUUCUCACUCGCCGCCUAGCUUGUUGGCUACCCAGCAGUGCUGUUGGCUGCACAGCGCUUCCGCUAGCGUUGUACAUGCUUGAUGUUAAGUUGAGCUCCACCUCCGCAAAAUCUGGGCAUACUUUCCGAGUAGCAGAAAGCCAGAGCAGAUUGAAUCUCCUUAUCCAAGCCAUGAAGGAGUACCAUCCGAGAUAUGAAGGUGCGGACUGGGUUUCCAAGACGAUCAGAUAUUUUAUGGAAUGCACCUAUCUUGAUCAAUCACACACCACGUGCUCACUUUCUAUCAUCGAUACGACGUGUAGUCUCACUGUCCCCGCGGAUACACUUGUCGAGCCGGUCAUACGCGGGCAUGAGCUUAUGAAUUUCCCGACUUUCGCCUUUUUAAUUACGCAUUCGGUUCUUGGCAAGCAGAUCCUCUUCGACCUGGGAUGUCGAAAGGACUUUUGGAACCUACCCCCACCAAUAUCCGAGGUCAUUGACGCAAAAGUCCCGGGAAUCAGAGUAGACAAAAAUCUGGUCGACAUAUUGACAGAUGGUGGAAUAGACGUGGACAACAUUGACGCUGCCAUCAUAAGCCACCACCACUAUGACCACAUCGGAGAUCCGAGCACCUUCCCACGAACUAUGGCGCUUCUAGUCGGCCCUGGUUUCUCGGAUGAGUUUUUGCCUGGUUAUCCAACUACAAAAUCAUCUCCCCUAUUCGAAAAGUCAUUCCAGGGCCGACGCAUUUCUGAAAUCACCUUCUCGGACGACUUGACUGUCGCUGGAUUUCGAGCACAUGAUUAUUUCUCCGACGGUAGUCUUUACAUCUUAGACUCACCUGGCCACGCAAUCGGCCAUCUAUCGGCUCUGGUGAGGACAACGAAGGACACAUUUGUGUUCCUAGGAGGGGACAUCUGCCAUUUCGGUGGCGCUUUCAGGCCGACCGAAUACGUUCCUAUGCCGCCAGUACUGAGCUCGAGUGAUAUUGGGCAGCAGAGUCACCAUAUCCCAACAUACAUCUGUUCUACCUUCACUGAUUGCCAUCCCGAUCGCGAUAACGCGCGGACAAUGCCUUACUACAAACCAUGUACACGCGCCGACUCGUGGUACGUAGAUCCGCCCCUGGCACUCCAGAGCAUUGAAAAGCUUGCGGAUCUCGACGCAAGUGAUCGAGUUCUCGUCUUGAUUGCGCACGACCCCUCGAUAAUCAACGCCUUGCCGAUCUUCCCGACCGGAGACUUAAAUAACUGGUACACAUCUGGUUGGAAACAAAAGCUCCGCUGGAGGUUUUUGAAUGAGCUUCCCAUUAGAGGAAGACCGGCAAAAUAUCUCGUUGAUGGUACGUAUAUGGAUGGAAUGCUUGUGAAAGACUUGAAUGGAGUCAAGGUAGAGAGAACUCAUGAGAUUUGA